ACCCAGCCAUCCAUCAUUACUGACACUGCUCAGUCAACUCAUCUGAAAGGUCUGAACAAGUUCCCCAAAUAGCUGGAUAUGAUGCUGCUAGUCUCCUUCAGCUUGUCAUUGCUUCUGAUUCCAGAUCCAGUGUCAAGUGUGGGUGCACAGACAUGGCCUGAGACUGUUCGCGUGGUCCUGGGUCAGGAUCUGGUCCUGAACUGCACCUACAACUGCUCCUCCGGCUUCAUCAAGGGCUGCUGGGUCCAGGGGGGCCUGAAGCGGGGCCUGACAUUGGAGGGCCACCAAGACGCGCAUUGUCCCUCCAUCACCAACCUCCAGGGUGACCUCUGCACUCUGUCCCGGACGUUGUCUAGUGUGACGGUUAACGACACGAGGUACAACUACACCUGUGUCACCGUGGACAAGGGACAGGCGAAUCUGCCACGCAGGACGGAGAGGGUGGUGCAGCUGCAGCUACCUCAAGAUACUUCAGAUCUCUCAGGCCAGAUGGUCUCUUCACCAGCUGUGACCACAGCUGCCUCAGAUGUUUCUAAGACCACCAUGGUGAAAAAGGAGCCGGAUGAGGAUCAGGAGUCCACAGGUGUGAAGGUGUUAGCAACAGUCUCCGUUGUGGUUGCCGUGGUGUUGACUGCACUAGCGGCACAUCUGUGCUUGAGUCGUGGUAGAGGCCCGAAAGGAAAUCCUGCUUUUACAUCUCUCAAGACUUCUUCAGAAAAUACUAGGGUUGUCCGACCCACAGCGACAGGCCCAAGCUCAGCAGUAACAGAGAGAGUGGCACUGAGAAUUACACCUCCUGAUGACCAGAGUGAUCACGAGGUUCCUUACGCUGACAUCAUGAUCUCUGUCCGAGGAUCCAGCACACCAGAGCUCACCACUGCCUCCUAUCUGACCACAGGGGACCACAGAGACUGCUGGAGAGAGGAGGCUGGGCCGGGCCUCCACCCCCGUGCUAAUCUCCAGGCCUGCAGGUCUGCUGACAGGCUGCAUCCCUACCCCAGGGAGGUGAACCGCAAGAUGAGCACCAGCUCUGAGUACGCUGUCAUCACUUACUCUUAGAUGAGGUGGAUGAAU
This is a messenger RNA of Osmerus eperlanus (European smelt), 1074 nucleotides long. RefSeq lists its product as uncharacterized. The record is from RefSeq and is a predicted model, not a curated record. Lineage: Eukaryota; Metazoa; Chordata; Actinopteri; Osmeriformes; Osmeridae. The coding region runs from base 79 to 1059 and encodes 326 amino acids. The transcript is spliced from 10 exons.